CUUAGAGGCGGGGGAUAGAAUAAAUGCAAGAUGAUACAUAUGCGGUUCAGUUCCUCGGAGGAGAACCGGGGUCGGGAUAGAUUUUUCCAGCAGGCAAAGGAGAGUUUUGCAAAGAUGGUUUCCCUGAAAUCUCCGUCCCUGAUGCCGGUGACCGGCGCCGACGCGCUGCUCGGUCUGGGCUGCUUGGCUGCGGCUCUCCUCGCCUUCCUACUGGUGCGCCAGCUUGUCAAGCAGAGGAGACCCCCUGGGUUUCCUCCCGGUCCUUCUCCCAUCCCUAUCAUAGGAAACAUUUUUUCUCUUGCCACUGAGCCGCACGUCUUUCUCAAGAGGCAAAGCGAAGUUCACGGGCAGAUUUUCAGUCUUGACCUGGGAGGCAUCAUGACUGUGGUGUUGAAUGGUUAUGACAGUGUAAAGGAGUGCCUUUAUCACCAGAGUGAGGUUUUUGCAGACCGCCCCUCACUGCCUUUAUUCAAAAAAAUGACCAAAAUGGGUGGUCUUCUUAAUUGUAAAUUCGGGAAAGGCUGGGUUGACCACCGCAAGCUUGCUUGCAACUCGUUCCGUUACUACGGCAGCAGCCAGAGACUAUUUGAGAGAAGGAUCACAGAGGAGUGCAUGUUCUUUGUUGAUGCAAUCGACAGACACAAGGGAAAAGCCUUCAACCCCAAACACCUUGUGACCAAUGCGGUGUCGAACAUCACCAAUCUGAUCAUUUUUGGACAGCGUUUCACCUACGAUGACAGUAACUUCCAACAUAUGAUCGAGAUCUUCAGUGAGAACGUGGAGCUGGCUGUCAGCGGCUGGGCUCUCCUCUAUAAUGCCUUCCCUUGCAUUGAAUAUCUGCCCUUUGGAAAACACCAGAAGCUCUUCCAUAAUGCUGCUGAAGUGUAUGACUUCCUGCAGGAGGUUAUAAAACGAUUUUCCCAUGGCAGGGUGCCCCAUGCACCACGCCACUAUGUUGAUGCAUAUUUGGAUGAGUUGGAGCGAAACACAGGAGAUCCCAAUAAUUCUUUUACUUAUGAGAACCUCAUCUAUUCAGUGGGUGAGCUCAUUAUCGCUGGCACAGAGACUACUACCAACACCCUGCGUUGGGCUAUGCUGUACAUGGCCCUCUACCCCAACAUACAAGAGAGGGUGCACAGGGAGAUUGACAGUGUGCUGAUCAAUGGGAGGUCACCGUCUCUUGAGGACAAGCAUAGGAUGCCCUAUGUGGAGGCCGUUCUGCAUGAGGUUCUUCGUUUCUGCAACAUCGUGCCUCUUGGCAUCUUCCGAGCCACCUCCCAGGAAGCAAAAGUCAAUGGGUACACAAUUCCCAAAGGAACCAUGGUGAUAACAAACCUGUACUCUGUGCACUUUGAUGAGAAGUACUGGACGGACCCAGUAGUCUUCUCACCGGAGAGGUUUCUGGACAGCAGUGGAAACUUCAUGAGGCGAGAGGCCUUCCUUCCAUUCUCUUUAGGUAAGCGUCACUGCGUCGGUGAACAGCUGGCCAGAAUGGAAAUGUUCCUCUUCUUUACCACCUUGCUGCAGAGGUUUCAUCUUCAUUUCCCCCCAGGCACCGUUCCAACUGUUACUCCCAAACUUGGAAUGACUUUACAGCCGAAACCUUACUCCAUUUGUGCUGUUCGCAGACAACAGAAGUUUCACAGCUCUGAAGACACUCCUUAUCACAAAUAGUUUUGUUGGCUGCUUUGCACAGCAUGGCCUGUGGAUAUCGGUCUUUAAAACUGACUUUUGAGUAUCCGGAUGCCCCUUGACACUUCAACACAAUUAUAAGUUUAUUCAACUGAUAUAGAUUUUUUUUUAUAUGAGCAUAUAUGCAUGUUUGCACAAUAGUUUUAAACGGCAGGGGAGGCGACAGGUGCUGAAAGGACAUCCUGGGAGCACAAGCAGACUAUUGAUUUAAUUCCCUGAGCUCCUGCAACUAGAAAACGAAAUUUCUGUGAACCUUGGCGCAGUGGGGACGGCUUAGGUCAAUGAUUUAUAUUAUGUACACCAAUGAUGGUUCAUAGCACUGAUGUAGUAGGACAGCUUUGGGGAGAUUAACGACACUAGAUAUUCAUGCAGCUUGUGUCGGGCCAAAUUGGACUAACAGAUUUUCCAAGAAAGUUCUGAACAGUGUAUUGGGAUUGGCCCUGGGUCAAGAUUUACAACAUCUGGACUGACUCUGAACCUUUCUCCAGGGAUAGCAUUAUUUGGAAAAUCUAUCUCUCAGAAAGCAAAUGCAAAGCUGAUGGAGUUCUAGAAACCAACUUUCCAACACUGGUUUCUGGUAAAUGGUGCUUAUCAGUACUAAUAUUGUACUGUGUUUUUAUGUAAGAUUAACAUUUGUAUGUUGUUGUUUUUUUUUUGCAAUCCUGGUUGUGUUUCUUUUUGUGUAUUCAUAAAGUAUUGUGACAUUGAAAA
Messenger RNA from Cyprinodon tularosa, 2403 nucleotides. RefSeq names its product vitamin D 25-hydroxylase (gene cyp2r1). Gene Ontology annotation, biological process: xenobiotic metabolic process. Lineage: Eukaryota; Metazoa; Chordata; Actinopteri; Cyprinodontiformes; Cyprinodontidae. Gene Ontology annotation, molecular function: heme binding; iron ion binding; oxidoreductase activity, acting on paired donors, with incorporation or reduction of molecular oxygen, reduced flavin or flavoprotein as one donor, and incorporation of one atom of oxygen. The record is from RefSeq and is a predicted model, not a curated record. Gene Ontology annotation, cellular component: intracellular membrane-bounded organelle; cytoplasm. Bases 31 to 1674 code for a protein of 547 amino acids. The transcript is spliced from 6 exons.